Messenger RNA from Gopherus flavomarginatus (Mexican gopher tortoise), 2230 nucleotides. RefSeq names its product vascular endothelial growth factor C (gene VEGFC). The transcript has 7 exons. The coding region runs from base 572 to 1831 and encodes 419 amino acids. Lineage: Eukaryota; Metazoa; Chordata; Testudines; Testudinidae. The record is from RefSeq and is a predicted model, not a curated record. Gene Ontology annotation, biological process: positive regulation of mast cell chemotaxis; positive regulation of endothelial cell proliferation; induction of positive chemotaxis. Gene Ontology annotation, cellular component: membrane. Gene Ontology annotation, molecular function: growth factor activity; chemoattractant activity; vascular endothelial growth factor receptor 3 binding.
UCCCGCCGCCAGCCAGUCGCUCAGCCUCAGAAGCGCAGGCAGAGGGCGCCUGAGCCAUGUCCGCCCCCUGCGGCCGCUGCUGCCGCUCAGCUCCACGCGUUGGGGAGGCUCCUGCACCCCGGACCCCGCAGCCGCUGACAGGCGUCCUGCGAGCCAAGGCAGGAGACUGAGUAGAGCGGCUCUCUCCCCCCGCCCCGGCUUCGCCUAGUCCAUGGGGCUGCGCUGCGUGUGUGCAGGCAGGGGGCUGGUGUGAGCAGCUGUGCUCUCCCUCGCCGCUCUGCCCUGCCUCACCUCCCUGCUCCAGAGCGAGCCCGGCUCGGAUGUCCGGUUUCCUGGUGGCUUUUCACCUGGCAAACUCCAGCUAACUUCGGUGAGCAAUUGCAAAGCGUCCGGGCACGUUGCGAGCUCCCUUGCAGGCAGCUGGUGCUGCUGCAUCUUCUCCAUCCCAGGGAUUCUGCCGCCUUGGAUAUUGGGGGGAGGCAACCAACAAAGCCAAGGAGCCUCACGAUUCCCCGUACACUCCUCAAGCUCCCCCCGCCCCGCCACGCACCCACCCUGCCAUCCUUGCACAAUGCACUUGCUGGGAUUAUUCUCUCUGAUUUUCUAUCUGGCUGCUGCUGCUCUGCUGCUGGGACCCAGGGAGCCAGCCACCGCCGCUGCCUAUGAAUCCGGGCAGGGCUACUACGAGGAGAAGCUCGAUUUGGGGGAAGCAAAGGCUCAUGCAAGCAAAGAGCUGGAAGAGCAGUUGCGGUCUGUGUCCAGUGUGGAUGAACUCAUGACAGUACUUUACCCAGAGUACUGGAAAAUGUUCAAAUGUCAGUUGAGGAAAGGGGGCUGGCAACACAACAGGGAACACUCCAGCUUCGACACAAGAUCAGAUGAUUCAGUAAAAUUUGCAGCAGCACAUUAUAAUGCAGAGAUCUUGAAAAGUAUUGAUAAUGAAUGGAGGAAAACUCAGUGCAUGCCACGUGAGGUGUGUGUAGAUGUGGGGAAAGAGUUUGGAGCAACAACAAACACCUUCUUUAAACCCCCAUGUGUAUCCAUCUACAGAUGUGGAGGUUGCUGUAAUAGUGAGGGGCUGCAAUGUAUGAAUAUCAGCACAAGUUACAUCAGCAAAACGUUAUUUGAGAUUACUGUGCCGCUGUCUCAUGGCCCUAAACCUGUAACAGUCAGUUUUGCUAAUCAUACAUCCUGCCGAUGCAUGUCUAAACUGGAUGUUUACAGACAAGUUCAUUCAAUCAUUAGACGUUCCUUGCCAGCGACGCAACCACAGUGUCACAUGGCAAACAAAACUUGUCCAAAGAAUCUUAUCUGGAAUAAUCAGAUUUGCAGAUGUCUGGCGCAGCAUGACUUCAGUUUUUCUUCUCAUCAUGGAGAUACUGACACUGCUGACGAAUUCCAUGAUAUCUGUGGACCUAACAAAGAGCUUGAUGAAGAAACCUGUCAAUGUGUCUGCAAAGGGGGUGUACGGCCUUCAAGCUGUGGACCCCAAAAAGAAUUAGAUAGAACAUCAUGCCAGUGUACAUGUAAAAACAAACUUUUGCCUAGUUCCUGUGGUCCCAACAAAGAAUUUGAUGAAGACAAGUGCCAGUGUGUAUGUAGAAGAACCUGCCCCAAACAUCAGCCACUAAAUUCUGCAAAAUGUAUCUGUGAAUGUAUAGAAUCUCCAAAUAAAUGCUUCUUAAAAGGAAAAAGGUUUCAUCACCAGACAUGCAGCUGCUACAGACCACCGUGUACAGUUAGAACGAAACGCUGUGAGCCUGGAUUUUAUUAUAGUGAAGAAGUGUGUCGUUGCGUACCCACAUAUUGGAAAAGACCGCUUAUUAAUUAGUGAAGAAAGCACUACUUUUCAUUUUGGUGUACAUUUUUCCAUUAAAAAAACAACUGCGUUAACAUUGGAAUUAACUGUGCACCAGAGACCCUGUGGGAUUCACAGAGACAAACACAUUGUGCUUUUUCCCCAAGAAAUGUGGAAAGCACAUGUAGACAAUAAUGGGGCUCAUGUUGUGUAAAGAACUCACUAAGGACUUGUUUUCUGCCAAUGACAAAACAGUCUUGGUUUUCCUCUUUGUGAUUUUUUUUUAAAAGAGAUAAUGACUAUAUAAUUUAUUUCCACUAAAAACAUUGUGCAGCAUUCCUGUUUAUAGCAGUAACAAUUGUUAAAGCUCACUGUGAUCAAUAUUUUUAUAUUAUGCCAAAUAUGUUUAAAUAAAAUGAAAAUUGUAUUAUA